Molecule: messenger RNA, 757 nt
Organism: Rhagoletis pomonella (apple maggot)
Lineage: Eukaryota; Metazoa; Arthropoda; Insecta; Diptera; Tephritidae
Product: ribonuclease kappa-B
Exons: 3
Coding region: 197-484 (95 amino acids)
Molecular function (GO): RNA endonuclease activity
Source: RefSeq, a predicted model, not a curated record
AAACCCGACAGCACUCGCACUGCUGUCAUGUGAUUACAUUUUUCACCUGACUGACAUUUUUCUUCGCAAAUUUCCUCAACAGCAAUUGGGCGACGGCUGAAAAAUUGUAGAUUUUCCCCGUGGAAAACUAUCGAAGUUCAGGAAGAAAAAUCACAGUGCAACCUUUCAGCACCACUCUAACAAGUACAGCAGCAAAAUGAAAAUCUGUGGUCCCAAAUUGUCGCUCUGCGGUUUGAUCAUCUCCGUCUGGGGAAUCAUACAAUUGGUACUGAUGGGAGUAUUCUUCUUUAUACACAGCGUUGCGUUGAUUGAGGAUCUACCCAUCGGUGAAGAGUUUCAUUCGGUUGAGGAAUUUUAUACAGCAGCCAACGCAGCAUACAACCAGAAUGCCUAUAACUGUUGGAUCGCAGCUUGCAUCUAUGUGCUUACACUUCUAUUGUCCGCUCAACAAUUCUACGUAAACAGCCGAGCGACUUCCAAUUAAUUUGGUAACAGUAUGCCGGGGAACAGCAAAACAAAUCAUACAAGUGCAUACCAAUUCAAAUUGCAAUCACAUGUAAAGUUCAUUGCCCUUUUACGGCUUAAGUUACACCUUCAUCAAGCACAGUAGUUUAGCAGGUGCAGUCAGCGCAAGUUCUAUAAUAAACAAAAAUACAAUAGAAAAUGUACAUAGCAUUGUAAUGGAAGCGAAGCAAAGAAAAAAUAAAAAGGCUGCAUCGACCACAUUCUCUCAGUGUCAUCACCUUCAAUAUCAUCA